AUGACCGAGACGCACUCCGUGCUCAUGGUGUGCCGCUCUUUGCUUGGAAAGGUCCGCUAUACGGACGAAGAUCGGCCAUCCGCGGACGCUUUGCAGCGCAGUUGCCUCGGGGAGGCCGCUUCCUACGACUCGGUGCUCGGGGAUCGGCUGAAGAUCCAUGGGACCUUCCGGGAGUUCGUCCUGUACCACGAUGAUCAGGUCUAUCCGGAGUUCAUCGUCGUUUACGAGCGGAAGUUCUUCCACGAACGAUUUCAGGAAAUCUACGAGCAGAUGGUUCAACGUUGCAGGCGACGAUCGUUUCAGGGCCCCACACGCGAAGAGGAAGAGGUCCUGCGCUCCUUGUGGGACCGAUACGCCAUGCCGCACCAGGGCCGCAUUGACAAGUGGCAACUUCUGGAUCUUUUGAAGGCCAUCAACCAGCCGCCCGAGAACGAGGAGGAUGACCUGGAUGCCACUUUUGAAGAGAUCAACACCAGUCGGAGUGGCUGGAUCACUUGGGAGGAGUUCGCUGCCGAGGUGGUAGAGCGCGUUCAGAAUGCCUGCCGGUGA
Messenger RNA from Symbiodinium sp. CCMP2456, 549 nucleotides. Lineage: Eukaryota; Dinophyceae; Suessiales; Symbiodiniaceae. The record is from the annotation of a GenBank genome assembly.